AUGCUUGCAAAGUCUGGAGACGGUUUGGCCGUGGAGGAUCCUGACAUGGCGGCUGCCAAAACGCAUGCCUUGUCGGAAUUUGAUCACGUGCAUCCAUUCACCAGUGCGGCCGACUUGAAAGCACUCAGCAGGGAUGUGCUGGUGGGCCACAAGCUGGCUGUGAUCAUCGAUGCUGGGACGAGCAGGCUGAAGGUGAACUCCACCUACAUCGAUGUUUGCAAAGACAUUUUGACAGACUGCAACUUGUCAAAGUAUGCCAUUGGUAUAGUCCUUGGCCCAAGGCUCGAUUUGAUGGAUUCCCUCAUGAAACGGUGCCAGCAGCUCUUCAAAAGUUGUCGGACGGUCUUGAUACAGCUCACGGCGGGGCCAACUCAGAGGCUUGGAAAAGCUCUUCCGUCCUUCCUUAUCUUGGUCCACAGUGAUGCCUCUGUUCCUCUCCCUUAUUCGGCGGAGUUGCUGAAGCACAGGUCUGAGUCGAUGGAGCAGCCACGGUUGCGCUGCAUGUCGAAAAUGUGCUGCUUCCGGUCAUCGACGGAAAUGGCCCUUCUGAUCAGCGAUGGGAGCCAGCCACACGAUACUGCACAAGAGCUGAACAAGAGUGAUUGCGAAGAUGACCAGUGGGCCAUUUUCAAUGAGGCUGAAGCGGGCGCUGACGAGGAUACCAUGGACUGUGACGGCCUCGUGGACGAGGACCAGGGUUUCUACCAAAGCCUUCUGGAAGAUGUCAUGCAGGUGGCAGGCCUCCAACAGCUGGCAAUUCUGAGCACCUCCGGGCAUCCUGCUUGUGUCAUUGCUGGCCGGAAGAUUCAAGCUGAUCCCAGGUAUGCCAUUCUGCUGGGAGCAGGACGCUUUGUCAAUGACUAUGUUGGUGUGCGACGAAGUCCCAAUGCACAGUGGCGUGUCAACUACCA
Durusdinium trenchii is the source of this 911-nucleotide messenger RNA. The record is from the annotation of a GenBank genome assembly. Lineage: Eukaryota; Dinophyceae; Suessiales; Symbiodiniaceae.